This is a messenger RNA of Calypte anna (Anna's hummingbird), 1031 nucleotides long. RefSeq names its product mal, T cell differentiation protein like (gene MALL). The record is from RefSeq and is a predicted model, not a curated record. Gene Ontology annotation, biological process: myelination. NCBI's taxonomy places the organism in Eukaryota, Metazoa, Chordata, Aves, Apodiformes, Trochilidae. Bases 163 to 624 code for a protein of 153 amino acids. The transcript has 4 exons. Gene Ontology annotation, molecular function: structural constituent of myelin sheath. Gene Ontology annotation, cellular component: membrane.
GGCUCCCCUGGCUGGAGGAAGCGGUGCGGUGCCAGCCUGGGCUGGUUUCCGUGCUUACGUCCCUCCGGGUGUGUCACUUAAAAGCCCACACGGGAGCGGCACAGGCAAAUGCGAGUGGAGCUGAGCCGAAGAGUUGGUGGUGGUGGUGGCAGCUGAGAAGAGAUGGCCUCGGUGUCCCCCCCUGCAGCCUCCAUGCAGCCCACCUUGCCCUCCGGACCCGCCCUCUUCAAAACUGUCCCCUACGCGUUCAUGCUGCCGGAGAUAAUCUGUGGGACCUGGGUGUGGAUCCUUGUUGCUGCUACCUCCGUCUCCUUCCCACUGCUGCAGGGAUGGGUGAUGUACGUGUCCCUCACCUCCUGCCUCAUCUCCCUGCUGCUCCUCAUAAGCUACAUCUUCGGCUUUCACAAAAACAGUGAGAACUGGAAAGUGAUGGACAGUUUGUACCACGGUGCCACGGCCAUUCUGUACUUGAGUGCUUCUGUCUUGCAAGCCAAUGCGGCCAUUCGCUCCGAGUCGGAACGUGACUCUCCCAUUUACUACCAGCUCAACAGUGCUGCAACGUUUUUCGCCUUCAUCACUACUUUCCUGUACAUCCUUCACGCCUUCAGCAUCUACUACCAGUGAAAACACCAGUGAAGUAUCAGCUUCAUCUCUGCAGGAGGAGGGCUUUCCCAGCAGCAGGAUUGCAGCUGUCUUCCACUGAGGUGUCUCUGCCCUGGCCCUGUCACCCACCCCAGAGGGACGGCGAUUGCUUUUUCACUUCUUUGAAGGAGGAAUAUUUGUACAGAGGUGUCAUGUCCAGUGUGCUUGUGGGGACAUUUUGUGCCUUGCCCGUGGGCUACCCAAGGGGAAGGACUGGAUGCAGGCUCUGAGCCAGCCUCCCACUCCAACUUUCCAUCAAAUACAGAUAACCAAGGAAAGGGGGGAAAAAAAAAAAAAAGAAAAUUACUGUUCCUUCAGUAAACAAUUUUCUUUGUUGUAUUAUUUCCCUAUCUCUCAUGCAGCUAGAUCACCCCCCAACAUACAAACUC